Messenger RNA from Trypanosoma conorhini, 474 nucleotides. RefSeq lists its product as uncharacterized. The transcript has a single exon. The record is from RefSeq and is a predicted model, not a curated record. The annotation marks the transcript as partial. Lineage: Eukaryota; Euglenozoa; Kinetoplastea; Trypanosomatida; Trypanosomatidae.
GGCUUUGCCUCCACGACGGACUCCUCCGCCGCAACAAGCACAGGCGCCUCGGCCUCCAGAGGAGGAGCCGCAGUCAGAGAUUCAUUCACCCCCGCGGGCCCAACGGUCGCUUCCAGCGGCUUUGCCUCCACGACGGACUCCUCCGCCGCAACAAGCACAGGCGCCUCGGCCUCCAGAGGAGGAGCCGCAGUCAGAGAUUCAUUCACCCCCGCGGGCCCAACGGUCGCUUCCAGCGGUUUGGCCUCCACGACGGACUCCUCCGCCGCAACAAGCACAGGCGCCUCGGCCUCCAGAGGAGGAGCCGCAGUCAGAGAUUCAUUCACCCCCGCGGGCCCAACGGUCGCUUCCAGCGGCUUUGGCCUCCACGACGGACUCCUCCGCCGCAACAAGCACAGGCGCCUCGGCCUCCAGAGGAGGAGCCGCAGUCAGAGAUUCAUUCACCCCCGCGGGCCCAACGGUCGCUUCCAGCGGUUU